Messenger RNA from Blepharisma stoltei, 1521 nucleotides. NCBI's taxonomy places the organism in Eukaryota, Ciliophora, Heterotrichea, Heterotrichida, Blepharismidae. The record is from the annotation of a GenBank genome assembly.
AUGGAAAAUAAUGAAAAUUUUGUGUGCUACUUAUGCUGCACAAAUCAAGCCGAAGUCCAAUGCCACUGUUCUAACCCUUCUUUAUUUUUCUGCAAAGAAUGCAUUGCAGAGCACAUCUUUUCCCAAAGUUCAGUAAUACACACCCAAUCAUCAUUAGAUAUCACCGGAAACUACUAUACAAAUUUCAUAUGCAAAGAAUGCUGCAAGUUUAAUGCUGAAUACGUCUGUUUAUGCAGCGACUCGAUACAAACAUUUUGUGACUCUUGUCUUGGGGCUCACAUUAAGAAAUUCUCGUUAUCCAAAAGAAGCCAUGAAAUCGAGCCGAUCGAAUCCCUUGAAUUUUUACAUGAAAUUGGUGAAAUUUCUGAGUUUUUGGAUAGGAAAGUUAUUGUGAGGAAAAUUAGAGAUGCUUUAGAAUUACAGAUAAAAAAUCUAGGAAGAUUUGGAGAUAAAAUUAUAGAAGAAAAAAAUGAGCUUAUUAAAUUGAUAGAGGAUACAGUGAAUUCUAAGCUGGAAGUGUUUGGUAGAUAUAAAAAUUAUUAUUUAAGGAUUAUAGAGGAACUUGACCAGAUAAAAUUCUCAAGAGAACUGGACAACCAAACCUGCCUUGGGCAUUUGCUAGGAAUCAGUUUAUCCCACAUCGAUAAAAGCUUGAAACGAGCUUUUGCAGUCCAAAUGCAUACAAAUUUCGACUUAGCAUUCAAAAGCGUUUCUGACUUAAUCGAAUUUGAAGGCCCGAAGCUUCCUGAAAUCGUAUCUGAGAGAAAAAUGUAUUACUUCAAAACUUUCAGCCAAGAAGUCACAAUUUUUAACCCUUCUGACAACUCUUUUGUCACAAGAGAGCUCGACCACUCCAUCACAUUUAAAAAUAAUUCCUCAUGAUGCAUUAUUUCCUCUGAAAGUCUGCUAUAUUGUGGCGGCUCUUUAGGAUCAAAUUAUUCAGGAGAAACUUAUAUCAUAGACCUCGUUACCAAUAAAAUCAAACAAGCUGGGAAUAUGCUGAUUCCUCGAUCUCAAGCUGCUAUAGUUUACUAUGAAAAUGAGGUCUAUAUAUUUGGCGGCUUCAACGGAAGCAAUAUAAAAGCUUGUGAAAAAUUAUCACUAAAAAAUCUGAAAUGGGAAAGAAUUCCUGAUAUGAAUCAUGCAAGAAGCAGCUUUACAGUAGCGAUCCUUAAUGGAUUGUUUUAUAUGGCUGGGAUGGGAGGCCCUGAAAUAGAGGUGUAUAACCCUUUAGACAAUUCUUUUCAGCUUUUUGGACUAUCUUUGCCUAAAAAUUGUGUUAGCACUAUGAUUAGUGUGGAAAAUAAAAUUUUUAUAUUUUUACAAGACAAGCUAAUAUCGCUAGACCCUGAAUACAAAACUUUUGAUUUGCAGUGCACUAUUAGGUCUAAUUUGUGGUGAAGUGGGUGCCCACCUUUGGUUUUGGAAAGCAGGAUACUUUUAUAUUCAUGCAUUUCUGCAUAUGAGUUAUGGCAGUAUGAUUCAAAAAGCCAAGUGAUGUCUUUAAUAACUAAAAUUUAA